Messenger RNA from Rotaria sp. Silwood2, 285 nucleotides. The record is from the annotation of a GenBank genome assembly. Lineage: Eukaryota; Metazoa; Rotifera; Eurotatoria; Philodinida; Philodinidae.
AUGGUAUCAAAACGUAUUUUAAAAGAAUUGAAAUCUAUUGAAGAUGCUUCAAGAUGUUACAGUGCUACUAUAGUUAAUGAUGAUAUAUUUCAUUGGGAAGCAUCAAUUAUUGGUCCUGAUGAUAGUCCAUAUGAAGGUAGAGUUUAUCGUCUUGAUAUUAGAAUUCCAUCGAAUUUUCCAAUUACUAUCUGUAUUGAUAUUUUACAAUCUCAAUGGAAUUCUAUAUGGUCAAUAGAAAAAAUUUUAUUAGCUAUUAUAUCAUUAUUAACUAUAGUAGCACUGUAA